AUGGCACGCAGGAAGGUGAACCUCCGCCGGAUCCAGGACCCCGCAGCUCGCCGCACCACCUUCCGGAAGCGCCGCGACGGUCUGAUGAAGAAGGCUAGCGAGCUGGCCACGCUCUGUAACUUGAAGGCAUGCGUGAUUGUGUAUGGCGAGGGCGAGGCGCAGCCGCAUGUGUGGCCAUCCGUCUCCGAGGCGGUGCCCAUCCUGCGGCGCUACAAGGACACGCCGGAUCUGGAGCGGUACAAGAAGACGAUGAGCCAGGAGGGCUUCCUCCGCCAGCGCGUGGACAAGCUCCGGGAGAUGACCGAGAAGUUGCAGCGUGAGAACCACGAGCGCCAGACCAUGUGCCUUUUGCACAAGGCCAUGCUCGGUAAGCUCCCGACCUCAAUGGACCUCACCAUCGAGGAGGUCACCAGUGUCGGCUGGAUGGCGCAGAAUUAUCUCAAGAGCAUCGGCUACCGUAUUGCUGAACUCAGGGGGCAGGCCAGUCUGCAGGCUCCUCCGGCUACCUCCAUCCCCAGCUGCAACGACAUGAUGACCAAGGGGAUGGGGGAGCCCUCUCUGGAGGAGUAUCUGCAAAUGCCGCAGCACGAGAUGUGGAUUGACAAUAUGAGGGUCCAAGGGGAAGACCUCAGCGCCGGUCUAUACAGUGACAAUGGUGCUGGCCCUAGCACCACCCAUCUGAGCGAUGAAGAUCUGAUCUCAUGGGCACAGGGCUUUGAUUUUGAUGCUUCCAGUUCUUUUUUCACUCCCAUGUGA
Molecule: messenger RNA, 756 nt
Organism: Brachypodium distachyon (stiff brome)
Lineage: Eukaryota; Viridiplantae; Streptophyta; Magnoliopsida; Poales; Poaceae
Product: agamous-like MADS-box protein AGL80
Exons: 1
Coding region: 1-756 (251 amino acids)
Biological process (GO): positive regulation of transcription by RNA polymerase II
Molecular function (GO): RNA polymerase II cis-regulatory region sequence-specific DNA binding; DNA-binding transcription factor activity, RNA polymerase II-specific; protein dimerization activity
Source: RefSeq, a predicted model, not a curated record